Molecule: messenger RNA, 1050 nt
Organism: Botrytis deweyae
Lineage: Eukaryota; Fungi; Ascomycota; Leotiomycetes; Helotiales; Sclerotiniaceae
Exons: 2
Coding region: 1-1050 (349 amino acids)
Source: RefSeq, a predicted model, not a curated record
AUGUCUUCCAACGGUGAUGGAUCCAAAUAUGUUUCUCCAAAUAAAACUCGUCAUCAAGUCACACGGUCGGUAUCUGAAGUAUCAUCUCCUCCCCUGAAACCUCACCGAUCUCAUCACCACCAUCAUCAUCAUCACCAUCCGCAUAUACAUCGUCGGGACAAAGACGAGAAAUCGUCUCAAUCUACUUUGCAGAGGGUUUUCAGUCCAUCUGUAGAAUCAAAAAGUGAGGGAGUUUCACCUGAUGGGAGCCGGAAUGGAAGUCGAAGGCCUAGUAUCUUGGGUUCUACUGUAGAUGGCUUCGAUUUGUUUAAGAACAACGAGAGAAGGCCUCUGAGGGAGGGCGAACUCGAAGCUGAGAAACAGAAGGGCGCCAUGAUGGCCACGGAACUGCGAAAUACCUUAACGGAUGUGAACGUUGUAGCGGACAACACUUCCCGACAUUUAGAUGCAACAUACUAUUCCGUCUUGGAGAAAUUAGGGGAUCUUCACAAGACGAUCGGAUCCCUCAAAGACUUGGCAUCCAUGACCAGACAGCUGAAUGAGGAUUUUAGCACAGAGGGAGACGAGCUUGUCCAAGAAAGUCGGGCACAACUUGAAGGAUUUGAAGAAUUCGAAGCACAGGAACAAAAGAUCAAAGCAUUGGAGAAACGUGUGAAGGAAGGACGAAAUACAGUCACCACAUUGAGUGGACGGGUAGACGUUGUUAGAAAGCGCGUCAAAGGCUGGGAACAAGCAGAGGAGGAAUGGCAAGACAAAACAAGAAAACGACUCAAGAUGAUGUGGAUUUUGAUGUCGAUAUGCGCAACCAUUUUACUAUCCAUCGUCAUUUUGGCAUACAUUCCCUCGAAAGGGCAAGGUCAUGGGACUGUAAGAUUCAACAUUUCGAAUCCGACCGCGCUGAGAGAGUUGGAAAAGGCCCAAAAUGAGACCAGAAAUAUGCUGAAGCCUACUCUCGAUAUAUUGGAAAGCUCAACACCUGGGAGUGAAGUCAACAAGGAAGCAGAGAAGUUGGCAGAGGAUCCAAGACUUAAAGUACUCGACGAGUUAUAA